AUGUCGAAACCCGGCGGCAUGGUCUACACGGAAAACCGGCCGUCUUCAUCUUUGGAAGACUUCGAUAUCGACGACGAACAUAAGGAGCCUCUGCUCCCCGGCACCGCGGCGGUGUCACACAAAAGGAGGCAGGGGACACUCGUCGCCUGGCUCCGAGGAAGGCCGCGGUCGUUGCUGAGAAGGUUCCGCCGUCAACCUCGGUCUCUUUCUCGGCUCCUCCUCCGCUAUACCUUCCUGCUCAUCCUCUUUGUUCUCACCGCGACACCGAUAUUCUUUCCCUCGUAUACGCGCCAUCCGAAACACUACAAGGAUCUGAGGAAGAGGUGCUUGGUAUCGGACAGCUUGUCCGGCUGCGCGAACCUACAGAAUGAAAAGGUCUUCAUCGCUGUCAGCUUGUUCGACCCGGAUGGAAAGAUUGCUGGGGGAGAGUGGGCAAAGAACGUUUUGGAUCUGGUACACAUGAUUGGAGAGGACAACACGUUUCUCAGCAUCUACGAGAACGACAGCGGCGACCCGGGCACGGCAGCGCUGGAGGAGUUUAAGAAGAACGUGCCGUGCAAGCACAAGCUUGUUAGCGAGGGCCAGGUCGAUUACAGCGCUUUCCCUCAUGUGACCCUGCCCGAUGGGUCGCAGAGACUGAAGCGUCUGGCGUACUUGUCGGAAAUGCGCAACCGCGCACUCUACCCGCUGGACCAAACGGACGCCAAUGGAGGCAUUGUCAAGUACGACAGGAUCCUAUUCCUCAAUGACGCGCUCUUCGCCCCGGUCGACGCCGCUCACCUGCUAUUCAACACCAACGCCGGCGAAGAUGGGCGGGCUCACUAUCUUUCGGCGUGCUCGAUCGAUUACGACUGGAACCCGUUCCUCGAGUACGAUCUCUACGCACAGCGCGACGCCCAAGGGUACUCGAACGGCAUCCCGAUCUUCCCCUACUUCACCGGCGAGGGCAAAGGUAUUUCGCGCAAGGCUAUGGUCUCGCAGAAGGACGCCGUUCCGGUCAAGAGUUGCUGGGGCGGCAUGGUGGCGAUGCAGGCGAAAUGGGUUCAGAACAUGGACAGCAAGCUGCCGACCAAAGACUGGCAGGCUGUGGCGCACCACGUCAUCAACCCGGACCACCCACACAACGUGACGGCGCCGGUGCGCUUCCGGUACGAGCCCGAGGUCUACUUUGACGCCUGCGAAUGCUGCCUGUUCCUCGCGGACGUGACGACCGUCGCGGACAAGGCCGGCGAGCCUGAUAUGGGUGUGUUCGUGAACCCCUACGUGCGCGUGGCAUACCGCAAGAGGACACAGCGCCUUGAGCAGGUGAUCCGCCGCUGGGAGCGGCUCAUGGCCCUCCCCCAGGCCAUCAUUACCCACUUUUCCAGGUUCCCGACGCCCAACCCGCACCGGGAAGUCGUCGAGGGUCAGCGGUUCAAGGAGGAAAUCUACCAGCGCCGCGAAGGGUGGAAGAUGGUUGAGCGGACGGGCCGCAACGGCAUGUUCUGUGGCGUGCGGGAGAUGCAGCUCAUCAAGGAGGGGCCACGCAACGGGCGCAACUGGGAGAACCACUACGGCAUCCCGUGGAAGGAGCAGACGUUGAACUUCCCCAUCUGA
Messenger RNA from Colletotrichum spaethianum, 1596 nucleotides. RefSeq lists its product as uncharacterized. The transcript has a single exon. The record is from RefSeq and is a predicted model, not a curated record. Lineage: Eukaryota; Fungi; Ascomycota; Sordariomycetes; Glomerellales; Glomerellaceae. Bases 1 to 1596 code for a protein of 531 amino acids.